GCUCCUCACCACAAGUCUCUUCCUUCUUCCCACGGUCUUCUACGCCAGGUCCUGCCAUGGAGCUGCGCUCUGAGCUGCCUAGCGUGCCCGGCGCAGCGACGGCGGCGGCGACAGCGACGGGGCCGCCCGUGGCGUCUGUGGCGUCGGUGGCAGCGGCGGCGGCUGCGGCCGCGUCGCUACCGGUGAGCGUGGCGGGCGGCUUGCUACGAGCGCCGCCGCUGUUGUUGCGGGCGGCGGAGAAGUACCCGCGGACCCCCAAGUGCGCGCGCUGCCGCAACCACGGCGUGGUGUCGGCGCUCAAGGGCCACAAGCGCUACUGCCGCUGGAAGGACUGCCUGUGCGCCAAGUGCACGCUCAUCGCGGAGCGCCAGCGCGUCAUGGCGGCGCAGGUGGCGCUGCGCAGGCAACAGGCGCAGGAGGAGAACGAGGCGCGCGAGCUACAGCUGCUCUACGGCACUGCCGAGGGCCUAGCGCUGGCCGCCGCCAACGGCAUUAUCCCGCCGCGACCUGCCUACGAGGUCUUCGGCUCCGUGUGCGCCGCCGACGGCGGGGGGCCGGGAGCAGGAGCGCCCGCAGGGACCGGAGGCGGCACUGCGGGCUCGGGGAGCUCAGAGGCCAAGUUGCAGAAGUUUGACCUGUUCCCCAAGACGCUGCUUCAGACCGGCCGCCCAGGCAGCCCGCAGCCGCCACCGGGGAAGCCCUUAUCACCCGACGGCGCAGACUCGGGUCCCGGGACAUCUUCUCCGGAGGUGCGGCCGGGCUCGGGCUCUGAGAACGGCGACGGGGAGUCCUUUUCCGGGUCGCCCCUGGCCCGGGCCUCCAAGGAGGCAGGUGGGAGCUGCCCGGGCAGCGCAGGCCCGGGAGGCGGUGGCGAGGAGGACAGCCCGGGCUCCGCCAGCCCUUUGGGCUCCGAAUCUGGUUCCGAGGCCGACAAAGAAGAGGCAGAGGCCGCUCCCGCCCCAGGGCUGGGCGGGGGCCCGGGUCCACGGCAGCGGACGCCGCUGGACAUCUUGACGCGCGUCUUCCCGGGCCACCGGCGAGGCGUCCUGGAGCUGGUGUUGCAGGGUUGCGGCGGCGACGUGGUGCAGGCCAUCGAGCAGGUGCUGAACCACCACCGCGGGGGUCUGGCGGCCGGCCUUGGCCCCGCCGCGCCUCCUGAUAAGGCCGCGGUGGGUGCGGUAGCAGCUGCGGAAGACGCGUGGCCGGGCCGCGUUGAUGCCGCCGCUGCCGGGGGGCCGGGGCUGCCCGCGCCGCUGCAGGCCGGCCCCGCUGCCCCUCCGCACCAUAGACCUUUGCUGGCCGGCGCCAUGGCGCCUGGGGCGCUGGGCUCGCUGAGCAGCCGCUCGGCCUUCUCGCCACUGCAGCCCAACGCUAGUCACUUCGGCGCCGACGCCGGCGCCUACCCACUGGGCGCGCCGCUCGGCCUCAGCCCCCUGCGCCUGGCCUAUUCGGCGGCAGCGGCGCACAGCCGUGGCCUGGCCUUCAUGGCUCCCUACUCGACCGCGGGUCUAGUACCCACACUCGGCUUCCGCCCGCCCAUGGACUACGCCUUCAGCGACCUCAUGCGCGACCGCUCGGCCGCCGCCGCUGCGGUGCACAAGGAACCCACCUACGGCGGCGGCCUGUACGGGCCUAUGGUCAACGGCGCCCCAGAGAAGCAGUAGGCCGGGGGUCCGGCAUCCGGGCGGCCCCCAAACGGGGACCCCAGCCUUGAUCCCGCGGGCCGCGGGUCCCUCUUCACCCGUUGCGCCUUCUGCGCCCCGGCUCGGGUCCUCUCGCUCAAAGGUGAUUUUCAGUUUUGUUUUGGAAGGGUGGAGAGCUGAGCAAAAGGGAGCAACUACAGAUACAGGUGUUCUCCGAGGGGGUGCGUGGCCCUGACCCUCGUCCUCUAAACCCCUUCUCAAGGCUCUAUCAGCUCUUCGAAAGGCGGGGAAUUCUUGAGAAUUCAGAGGCUGAGGCCGCCACACACGCUCCUGCCUCUCCUUUUGCUGUGCUC
Molecule: messenger RNA, 1996 nt
Organism: Prionailurus viverrinus (fishing cat)
Lineage: Eukaryota; Metazoa; Chordata; Mammalia; Carnivora; Felidae
Gene: DMRTA2
Product: DMRT like family A2
Exons: 2
Coding region: 57-1664 (535 amino acids)
Biological process (GO): regulation of transcription by RNA polymerase II; germ cell development; sex differentiation
Cellular component (GO): nucleus
Molecular function (GO): RNA polymerase II cis-regulatory region sequence-specific DNA binding; protein binding; DNA-binding transcription factor activity, RNA polymerase II-specific
Source: RefSeq, a predicted model, not a curated record